Molecule: messenger RNA, 2213 nt
Organism: Sinocyclocheilus grahami
Lineage: Eukaryota; Metazoa; Chordata; Actinopteri; Cypriniformes; Cyprinidae
Product: transcription factor Sox-8-like
Exons: 3
Coding region: 28-1224 (398 amino acids)
Biological process (GO): morphogenesis of an epithelium; negative regulation of transcription by RNA polymerase II; neural crest cell development
Cellular component (GO): nucleus
Molecular function (GO): RNA polymerase II cis-regulatory region sequence-specific DNA binding; DNA-binding transcription factor activity, RNA polymerase II-specific
Source: RefSeq, a predicted model, not a curated record
GUUUAUCUUCGUUUGCGCAUUUUUAAAAUGUCGAAAGAGCCUGAUAAAACUCCUUCUUUAAUCGGCGAUGUGGACUCUUCUCCGUCCUCUCCAUCAAUGUCCGACGAGCAAGGCUCGCAGUCCCAAACCGGUGCCGGUAACCCGGCGAGCAGCGAGGAGGACGCACGCUUCCCCCCGUGCAUUCGAGACGCGGUGUCGCAGGUCCUCAAAGGCUAUGACUGGUCGCUGGUUCCGAUGUCUAUGCAGGGCAGCAGGUCUUUGAAAGACAAGCCUCACGUGAAGAGACCCAUGAACGCGUUUAUGGUGUGGGCGCAGGCGGCGCGGAGGAAGCUCGCGGAUCAGUAUCCGCAUCUCCACAACGCCGAGCUCAGCAAGACCCUCGGGAAGUUAUGGAGGCUGCUCUCUGAGAGCGAGAAACGACCGUUUGUGGAAGAGGCAGAGAGACUGCGACUCCAGCACAAGAAAGACUAUCCGGAUUAUAAGUACCAGCCGCGGAGGCGGAAGAGCCUGAAGCCGGGUCAGAGUGAUGCGGACGCGGGAGCCGAGAAGACCCCUCACCCCUCGGAUCAAAUGUACAAGACGGAAGCGGCUAUGAGAGGGAUGCACCUUCAACCGGCCCAUGGUGGUCAACCACACGGUCCUCCCACGCCUCCAACCACCCCGAAGUCCGAUCAGCAUCAAAGCGUGAAGCUGGAGUCCCGGCACGUGUCGGAAAACGCAAGACACAACAUCGACUUUGGCAUUGUGGACCUCUCGGAGCUCAGCAGCGACGUCAUCGGCGGCAUGGGCCCGUUUGACGUGCAUGAGUUUGACCAGUACCUGCCGGUAAACGGUCACAUGGAGAACACCAGCGGACAGCACUCCGGUCCCGGCUGUCUCAGCGCGUCCUACCACCAUCAUCCUCACAGCAGCGCUUCAGCAUGGAACAAGGGGUCACCAAACCAACAAAGGCCGCUCAUUAAAACAGAACAAUUGAGUCCAUCUCAUUACGGAGACUCUCACGGGUCACCGACCCAAUCUGAACUCACUGACUGUCCCGACCAGCAGAACUCAACGUACUUCACCACAUUUUCUGGGUAUCCCGCCGGCAUUUACCAAUAUCCGUACUUCCAUUCCUCCAGAAGAUCGUAUGUGACUCCUGUUCUCAACAGCUUGUCGAGUCCGUCUCACAGUCCCGGUGCAAGCUGGGAGCAGCCGGUUUACACGACUUUAACACGACCCUGAAGCCAGUUUUUGGGUCAGAGAUGUUUGAUGCUGAGAAUUAUGGAACAUUUGAACAUGCAUACGAAUGCUCCAGACAGCUAUACUUUUUAAUCUUGCCAUUUCAGCGUCUUUUCUGGCAAUUGUGAUUUUCCUAACAGACUUUGGAUUCACUUUUCAAUAUUGAAUGUUUCGGCUUGGAUAAAAGUGUUUGUAUUUUGGAGUGAGAUGCAACAGACUGUCAACAUGCAAUGCGCUAUUUAAACACAAUCAAGGAUUUGUCUUGAUAAUAUGCAAUUAAAAUGUAGAAUGAAUGAAUGUGUGGUACCGUCUGAUGUCUUCAUUGGUGAUGAAGGCCGAGUCUAACUGUCAAACUAGCAGAACAACUUGUGCUUUUGUCGUUAUUUGCGUCCAAAAUGAAGCUGUAUUUGAAUAUCGGAGAGAUGCUAGAUCAACUACAGAGUCUUUACAAAGCCAAGAAACAGUGAGGGAGAGCAGAAAAGAGAGAGGCCUGAUUCUGAAUGACAGCGUCUCAAAGAGCUCUUUGUUUUUAUUAUAAAAGAGGCAUUAAUUAAGGGAGGGAACAAAACAAAUACAAAGCAGAAAAUCAUUACCACUGCCUUUACAUGAAAGAAGAGCAAAAACAGACACUACCCUCUGCUAUUUGGAUAAACAGCAACAAAAGCAGCAGAAAAUGCAUAAAUUGAGUGCAGGAUAAGAGAAUAAGUUCUUCAUGUGUGGAAAAGAGCCAGUGAUUCCACAGCAGAUGGGCGUGGGUGGACUAGGACUUAUUUUCCUUUCACUACGUUUUAUUACAUUGAUGGUUUUGAAGUGGAGAAUGUAAUUAGUGUUGAUAUGUACAGCACGCAUCAUUUUGCUCGCUGACAUUAUUGGGUCUUAAAACUGGACAGUAUGCAGUAAGCACUACAAGAUGAAGUGUAUCUUAUGACUUUGAUUUCUAACACAAUUAUAGCGUACUAUGUUGAGUUGUUGUUAUAUAUAGACCCCGGUUU